GUUUCAGCGCUUUUACCGCCGCGAGGCGAGCAGCUCAUCCUCACUUAUUUAUUUAUUCUUAUUUAUUAUUAUUAUUAAGCGUUUUAUUUCUCUGUGAGGAGAUGCUGUGUCUGUGUCUGUACGUGCCGGUACCGAACUCGGACCCGGUGGAGGUGGAGUAUUUCGAGUCGGACGGAUUACCCUCCGAGCUGAAGUCCCUGUUCAAACUCAGCGUCCUGCUGCCCUCCCAGGAGUUCAGCACCUACCGCAAGUGGAGGAAGAAGAUUCUAAAAACAGAAGAACAAGACAAGAAUGGACAGCUGGACUUUGAGGAGUUUGUUCACUAUUUGCAGGACCAUGAAAAAGACCUGAAGCUGGUCUUUAAAAGCCUGGAUAAGAAAAAUGCAGGUAAAGCUAGUGCGUGUGAGAUUGUGGAGUCCCUGCGGGAGCUUGGUGUUCAUAUCUCUCUUCAGCAGGCUGAAAGUGUUCUUAAAAGCAUGGACAAGAAUGGAACGAUGACCAUCGACUGGAACGAAUGGAGGAACUAUCCCUCACAGCAGCCGACAGACAACAUUCCAGAGAUCAUCCUCUACUGGAAGCACUCCACGAUCUUUGAUGUGGGGGAGAACCUGAUGGUGCCAGAUGAGUUCACUACAGAGGAACGCCUGACUGGUAUGUGGUGGAGACACUUGGUGGCAGGUGGAGGUGCUGGAGCUGUGUCCCGGACCUGCACUGCUCCACUGGACCGACUCAAAGUGCUCAUGCAGGUGCACGGUUCGCGCUCCAGCAACAUGUGCCUCAUGAGCGGACUCACCCAGAUGAUAAAGGAGGGAGGUCUGAGGUCUCUGUGGAGAGGAAACGGCAUCAACGUCAUCAAGAUCGCCCCGGAAUCUGCGCUGAAGUUUAUGGCUUAUGAACAGAUCAAACGUCUGAUGGGAAGUGAAAAUGAGACCCUGAGGAUCACGGAGCGUUUUGUGGCGGGCUCUCUGGCAGGAGUCAUCGCCCAGAGCACCAUCUACCCCAUGGAGGUUCUGAAAACUCGGCUGGCGUUGAGGAAGACUGGGCAGUACACCGGCAUCUCCGACUGCGCCAAGCAGAUCCUGAAAAGAGAGGGCAUGACGGCGUUUUAUAAAGGCUACGUACCAAACAUGCUGGGUAUCGUCCCGUACGCUGGCAUCGAUCUGGCCGUUUAUGAGACUCUGAAGAACACGUGGCUGCAGCAGUAUGGUACAGACAGCACUAAUCCUGGUGUUUUUGUCCUGCUGGCCUGUGGCACCAUCUCCAGCACGUGUGGUCAGCUCGCCAGCUACCCCCUCGCUCUAGUCCGCACCCGCAUGCAGGCACAAGCUACAGUGGACGGGUCUUCACAGGUCAGCAUGUCCGGCCUCUUCAAACAGAUCAUGAAGACUGAGGGUCCUACAGGACUCUACAGGGGCAUGACCCCAAACUUCAUGAAGGUGAUCCCAGCCGUGAGCAUUAGCUACGUGGUGUACGAGCACAUCAAAUCCACACUGGGUGUGCAGUCGAGAUGAGCUGAGCUACCAGGACCUUCAGUUCCCACAAGUAAAGCCCAGGAAAGAAGAAUAGAGGAGGAAGAUCACGAAGAGGAGGAGGAGGCUAAGCUAGGAGCCGGUGGGUGAGAAUCUCAGGGUCGUGAACCUGAGGUGUGAAGAUAAAGCCCUCUCAUUCUGUGAAUGCAACAAGAGGGGUUAAAGGCGUGAUCACAGAAGGAUGUGACGCACCUACAGCAGAUAAAGAACAUUUCUCAUAUAUUAUUUAAAGUGUUAUUUAAUAUUGUCUUUUGUAAAAACUGGGACCAAAACUUUGCUUUGUUAUUUUGAGCAAGACCAGGGCUAACCUAAUGAACUACGUGCUUUACAGUGCCUUGCAAACUGCCAGUGGAAUCACUGGAAUAAAAAGGGAGAAUUUCAUUCACUUUUACAAAACUACUGUAGUAUAAAGCUGUUGUCCUUUUUGUUCAGUUCAAAGCAAAAAACUGCUGUUUAAGCCUGUGAACACCAUCUGUUAUUCUGUCAUCUUUUCUUUUGUCCCAAGGACAGUAAAGCAUUUGUUAUAUAACACUACAGACAACACACACACACACAUGCUUUGAUUUGUUAUUAUUAGUAUUAUUAUUAAUGUUAUUUAAAUUAUUAGCAGUUAAGUUCAUACUGCCUGUAUUUCUAAUGCUGCUAAUUAAUUACUUCAAUAUGUGAUAUAAAGUUAUGUUCGUAGAACCAGAUCUUUGGUGCUUUUUGGUGCUUUUACUGGAUUUAACAUUGAUUUAUCAUUUUAGAUCAAGUUCAGUAGUGUAUAAAUAAGUAUAGGUACCUGGGUAAAGCUGUACUGAUUAUGCAUUAGUUUUUGCUUUUUUUGCAUAAGCUAAAGCUCAUGUUUUCUGUUAAGAAUCCACCCAUUUUUUACACUGGCUCUGUGUCUUGCGAAGAAAUGUGUUUUUGUUUGAUUGGGAAAUUAAUGCACUUUAAUUGCUUUCGUCACUUUUGAAUGAAUGCUCUUUACAUUAUAAAGAACACAUUUCACAAAUUACUAGGUGUCUUUUUUUUUUUUUUUUUUCAUUAUUAUUAAAUGUUGGGACCAUUUUUGCUUUAAUGUUAAAGAUCUACACGUGACAGUUCAGCAGUAUUAAAUAGGAUGGUGAAUAAUUGGGUCUGAAAGAAAAGCAAGGUGUUUGUAGGAAGGUUUCGCAGGUUUUGAGUUGGUUUGACAUCUUCACUCCUCAGAUGUGUAAACGAGGGGGAAUCUGUAAGUUCUUUAUGAAGGAAGCAUUCACACGGAUAACACGUUCUGUUUAUUAUUCAGUGUUUUUCUUGAGUGUGAGAUGAGGGGAAAUUGUAAGAAAGGUCCGAAGUUCUGAUGUCUUAGUAGUGUUUCUAAUUUUAUGUUCUUUAGUUUGUUUUUUUGGCAACAGGAGCAAGUGAAAAGCUGAGAAAAGUUGGAAUGAAUGUUGACGUUAAAUGUCUGUGUUCUGUGAGAAUACCUGUUUGUACUUGGAUAGUAAAUAAACAAAGUCUAUUUUUUAACUUAA
This is a messenger RNA of Astyanax mexicanus (Mexican tetra), 3025 nucleotides long. RefSeq names its product solute carrier family 25 member 25a (gene slc25a25a). NCBI's taxonomy places the organism in Eukaryota, Metazoa, Chordata, Actinopteri, Characiformes, Acestrorhamphidae. Bases 102 to 1511 code for a protein of 469 amino acids. Gene Ontology annotation, biological process: transmembrane transport. The record is from RefSeq and is a predicted model, not a curated record. Gene Ontology annotation, cellular component: mitochondrial inner membrane. The transcript is spliced from 10 exons. Gene Ontology annotation, molecular function: ATP transmembrane transporter activity; calcium ion binding.